Molecule: messenger RNA, 2484 nt
Organism: Macrosteles quadrilineatus (aster leafhopper)
Lineage: Eukaryota; Metazoa; Arthropoda; Insecta; Hemiptera; Cicadellidae
Product: lipase 3-like
Exons: 9
Coding region: 170-1417 (415 amino acids)
Molecular function (GO): hydrolase activity, acting on ester bonds
Source: RefSeq, a predicted model, not a curated record
UUUCACCACACAAACCCUUCAGCUCCUACCACCCUCUGCGACUCCUGCCCUGACCGCCUGCUCCUGAUACCCCGCACGCUCCUGGACUCCUGGUCCUGGUAACGCACGCCCACGUCAUCGCCCCGCUAUCCACGCCGUGUCUUCACUCUCUCCUCAGCCCUGUAUCGCCAUGGCCGCGGCGUUCCUCUCACUUGCCGUCUGUCUGUGUCUUGUGGCGGAGCUCCGACCCGUCACCUCCGACCAUGACCCUGACUUCAGUCCUUACUACAAGUCGACCAUGCAGAUGGCGGUGGAGGCUGGUAUCAACGCCACCAGACACGAAGUUAGAACAGAAGACGGCUAUUGGCUGACACUUCACAGGGUGGGAACUUCCAGAGGAACGCCAAUCUUGCUUCUACACGGACUUCUGGGAAGUUCAGACCAGUGGCUUCUGCUUACCAGACAGCAGUCCUUGCCCAUGCUGCUCACGGAUGCAGGCUACGACGUCUGGCUGGGCAAUCUUAGAGGCAACGUUUACUCCAGAAGACACGACAUUUUAUCACCAGACAUCGACUAUCAGUUCUGGAACUUCAGUCUGCACGAGAUGAGCUACUACGACCUGCCCGCCAUGCUGGAUCACAUCACCGCCUCCACGGGCCACUCCAGAGUGUUCUACUGUGGGUAUUCCAUCGGAGGUACGUUGUUUCUCAUGAUGGCCGCCUCUCGUCCCCAAUACAACACCAGGGUACAAGCCGCCUACCUACUAGCGCCCCUGGUGGUGCGUCCUGGAGCCCUACUGGGCGGUCCAGCCGUGUACCGCAUGGCCUUCGAGUUCUUGUACGCCUUUGUGAGGCUGUUAAAGGAUUAUCAAGUAGGGGAGUUUUACCCCCGUCAGGCAGAAAUGCUGAAAGUAAAAGAAGAAGCUUGUGCGCCGACUGCACAAACAUUCCCUCUGUGUGUGCGAAUUUUGCAGAAACCUUUCGGACUCAUGUCUUCUGAAUAUGACAUUACCAAACUAGUGGAGUUCCUGAAAUCCUUCGGUUCCGGAACUUCCACCAAAGUGAUAGAACAUACAAUACAGUUAGUACAGACUGGGAGAUUUCAACAGUUUGACCAUGGCCAUCUGGAUAAUUUGGCAGUCUACGGAGCAACAAAACCUCCUGAAUACGACUUGACAAGGGUGUCCACGCCUACAGUAAUCCACUACGACAAGAACGACAUUCUCAUAGACUAUAAGGCAGUAGACCUGGCAGCCAAGAAGCUGCCAUGUUUGGUCUGCAACUGCCUGAGUAACCGAGAGGGGUUCAGCCACUUCGGCUACGUCAUCAGCAGAUACGCUGCGACGUUCGUCUACAAGAAGAUGAUCAAGUCUAUGAGGCUGCUGGAAGACAAGCGUGUCAGACUGAGGAGUCUCAGUUCAAAGUGUUACAAGUCAUGACAGUGACAGGUGGAGGAAUUGCUGUGGAUUUCUCAUCACAAAGUUAAAAGAAGGAGUAUUUUUGGAUCUAGUCAGAUCUUGUCUUCGGUAUUUGAUCAGUAGAAAUUCGCUAUUUGGGUACGUUUGAGACUGAGCAAGGCAACGAAGGAAAGAACAUUUUUCUUGGAUGAGUUGAGAUAUUUCAGUACUAUCGACUUUGUUUCCUGUGAACACCACCAAACAUUCUUCGCUAGGCCUAACGCUCUCAGAAGACUAUUGUAUAAAAAAAGCUUGAGAUGAAAUACAUGCUAAAUCGUUGACGUUUUAUGGUUAUCGGAUGUCAGAACAGUACUUUACAUUUAUACUGUACGUAAAAAUAAAACAAAUUUAAAAUCUGUUCCCAUGGUUGCACAGUACCUGAAACAGAAUCGCAGAUGAUCUAGAUGAUCUGAUGGAGAAAUAUUCCCAUUUUAUUUUAGAACCAUUGCCAUAAAAAUCAAUAUACAAUCAAAAGCUGUUACUGGGAAAACACUUGAAACCAUAACAGCUACAUAGUAAUACAUUUUUUUGCACAAAAUAGGAAAACUACUAUCAAACUAAAACAUACACUAUGUAAAGCUAGCUUAUACACAAAUGCUCCUCUUUAUACUAAAAAAAUGUCGAAGACAAGAUCCGAUGUAAAUACUAAAAUGUUGUAAAAACCUGUGUUUUACCAUUGACUAUUGGAUACUGAACUUUUACUUUGAGAUGAGAAACGUUCAUAAUAUCUCCUUACCCAAAAUAGCUAACUAUGAACUGGAUAUUAUUAAGAGUCUACAUUAAUUGGGAUUUUCUGUUAUAGACUAAAGACUUGAAAAUAUAAUGGUAAAUAUGUGUCUGGAAAUUUGGUUGGCAAACGUCUAUGAAAUCUGUGUUCAGCAAUGUUUAUGUGAUCAGCUGAUUUGAUUGUUGACGAUUGAUUUUGGAACAGCUGUUUGUGAUAGAAGGCGAAUGUGGAAAUAGCUCACUGUUGCUCGGGUUGUACAUUUCGAAAGGAAUUUAUACAUGAACUCACUUUUCCACUUUUGUACAAAUGUAAACUUUUUCUC